AAAAAACAAGAAAAGGCCGCAGCAUUGCCUCGAUUUCCUCAUUCAAAAUGAUGGAAGAAAUCGAUCGAUUCCAAGUGCCCACAGCCCGGUCAGAGAUACAACCGCUGGAUCCCACAGCCACCUCUAUCUCUGAAGGUGAGUGUGACACCCGAGAGGGCGAGACCGUGGCAAUGAAUUACAAGCCAUCCCCACUGCAGAUGAAAAUAGAAAAACAACGAGAGCUAGCCAGGAAGGGGUCUCUGAAGAAUGGCACUGUUGGAAGCCCUGUCAAUCAGCAGCCAAAAAAGAACAACGUGAUGGCAAGGACAAGGCUGGUUGUACCAAACAAAGGAUAUUCCUCCCUAGAUCAAAGCCCAGAUGAAAAACCUUUGGUUGCUCUGGAUACUGACAGUGAUGAUGAUUUUGACAUGUCAAGGUACUCUUCAUCAGGUUAUUCUUCAGCUGAGCAGAUUAACCAAGACUUGAAUAUCCAGCUCUUGAAGGAUGGCUAUCGGUUAGAUGAAAUUCCAGAUGAUGAAGACUUGGAUCUUAUUCCCCCAAAAUCAGUAAAUCCCACCUGCAUGUGCUGCCAGGCCACCUCCACCACUUGCAAUGUUCAAUAAUGUGACUGACGCUUUCCACUGUACUCGUAAAACUAACAGCCAUUGCUUCCUCCUAUGGUAGGACAUGCACUUUGUGUCCGUGUUUCAAAAAAAAAAGCAGACCAUCAUUGUGGCAUUCAUAAGUGAAUGUGAAUGCAGUGUUGAAUUUGUGUGUGAUAGAAGGUGACAGUUAAUCCUACUGCUUAGCAGUGGUUGUAUUGUGUAAUCCUGAUUUAUUUUUUCCCCAUCUGCUUUUGGGGGUGAGGCGGGGGGGAGGGACGAGAUAGAAUACUACUUCAGGCACGAUUCAAAGCUCUGUCAUGAACUGAAAGCAAAACUUGGCAGUUCUUCUGUCUACGAAUAUUUGGCUGUUUGUAUUUGAAGGGUACUAGUUUAUCUUUAUAUAAUGUUUACCACUGCAUUUGAAGCCAAUGACAUUUAACCUAAAAGUGGUUGAAUUUUUUUCAAGCAUUAAAAUUGCAUUAUCUCUCUAAUUUAUAUCAGGUUAAUACUUUGUUAGAGGUUUCUAACUUCUACAUUAACAUUCAGAAUUUGAUAACAUUAGCAUAGUCUUUUGUUAAGAUUUUACAUAUAUGCCCAAACUCUACAGAGUGAAACCGAAGUACACUUUAUUGUGGAGUACUGAUACUUGUGUACACAAGUUUUGGACCAUUCUUGUAAAGCUAGGGUCUUUUGUUCAAGGUUGUGUUCCCCUUGAAUGUAUUGAGUUUCGGAAAGGGAGAAAUAUUUCAUUUUUGUUUGGUCAUUGAUAAUUUUUUGUUUUAGAAAAACAUCAUGGAAAUAAGGUGCAUAUAAAACUUUCUAGGGUUUUUGGGGGCAGAUUUUUUGUGUUCUAUUUGGGAGGAAGGGGGUGGUUCUAUACUCCUUAAAGAUGGCUUCCUCAGUUAAAGGAGAGUUAGCAAGAUGAGUGAACAGUUCAUUGUAAGUUUGCUAUUAGAAAUGGGCAGAGGUGCACAAAUGGGUGUUGCAUGGACAGCACAUGUGAAAUGGGGCUGAAAAGUGUUUUUAGUGUACUGCACCUGAAACAUUUAACAAUUGAUACAAUUAUAGGAUAGUUGUAGCUAUAAUAUGGCAAUAUUUUAAAAUAAUUUAAUUUAUGUCUUCAAAUUUUAGGAAGUUUAUCUCAAAGAGACUUGGUUGAAGUCUAUGUUCUGGUCAUUCUCAACUAAGCAUUUCAUUUUUAAUUGGUAAAAAUCAAUGCAUGCACUUGACCAAUUAAGUUCUAAUUAUUGUAAUACAUGUGCCAGUUGAGUAGGAAAGGUGUUAUUUUAAAAUCUUCCUAUAUGCUGUCAUUAGAGGCCCUCAUUAAGCCGGGAGGGGGUCCAGGUUCCGGAGCAGUUUAAUGGGCUGUGUCAAUGUAACUUGGCUGAUGGAUACAUUUACUUGGUUGAAAAAGGUUUCUGCACAAUCUUAUUUCAUAAUCCAUGUUUCAUUCCCUACCCACCUCCCCAAGACAAAGCACUGAGCCUAUCAAAUAACCAUGGUUAGAAAAGUCCAGAUAUCAAUAAUUGAGAUGGAUUCAAACCUGGUCCUUCAGAGAUGACCUAAUACUCCUAUCACAAAAAUUAGAUGGUCACCUUGAACAACAACUUUAACCCAAAAGAAUAAUUAGUGAAAAUUCUUAAUUCUAACAAUUUACAUAUCAUAUAUUCCACAGUGCAAAUAUUUUAAUCAGAAUAACAAUUUGAUAAAUAUUUGAGCAGGGAAUCUAGCUUAAGUAACUUACUGUCUGGCUCAAAAGUUGUUGACCACUUUGGCUUAUAUAUUUAUGUAUAUGUAUUUAUAAAGAAAAAAACUAAGCAUUAAUAUAUUUUAUCCAUAUGACACUUGUAUUCUGAGUUAGACCAAAAAUUAAGGGAAUAACACUAAUGCAUUUCUACCCAGCUUUGGUGGGUACUAGUAUGAAGAGGAAUUGUGAGUUUGUGAUAAAACUAGAAGGAAGAAUUUUUGGCAUUGAACUUAAAAUUUUAUGGUGCAAGACCCAGUUCAAGUUGUGUAAUUAAAGGAGUCAAUUGUAUGCUCAAUGUGUUGCCACCCAAGCAUCAAUGAAUCCAAAGCAGAAGUUAUUAGUGACCUCUUUUCCCUCACCGCUCCUUCAAGGUCUUUCUGAGAAAUUAAUUGUUGCUAAUUGUUGUUUCAAUAUCACAAUGUUGUAUUGUGUAUGUUCUGGUAUGCACGUGUCCUGCGCUAACACUCCAUGCAAACAAAGUGACUUGUCUGAAUAACUCGGUCUUUGCCUUCCAGGUUGAUACUGCUCUUUGUUAAAGCUUCCAGUUAACAAAAUAGCCUAUUCCAAUAAACGUGAUCCUGUUGCACUAUGAUCAUUUUAAUACAAAAAUGUUCACCAUGUGUCGGAUUUUUGUCUUGUCUUGUGAUCUUAUUGAAAUAUCAGAAAAAUGUUUGAGGUGUGUAUUGCCUAUUUAACCAACCUCAUUUGGACCAAUUCAAGUUAACAUUCGCUUUAAGAAAUGUUCGAGUUACUCUGUUGCAUUUAAAAAGCAAAACUGAAUAUUGGAAAUCUGGAAUAAAACUGAAAACACUGAUGAUGAAAUAUAAGUCUGUAGCAUCUGAAUAAGAAAGCCAGACUGAUGUUUUAGUGUUAAUUAGAGGUCUUGCCCUAAAUGUUAGCUGUUUUUCUAUUUCAGUUCACAAUAAUUGUAGCAUAAAAGGAGGCAUUUGGCCUAAUGUGGUGCUGGCUAGAAUUUUUUUUAAUCUAAACCCAUUUUCUUGCCCUUUUUCCACAUCCUGUUUCUUCCUUUCCAAAUACUUAUCCAAUUCCUUUUAAUUUAUAAGUCUCAAUCUCAAUAACUAUAGCUGCAGUGAAGUAUUUCAUAUUUGAUAGCCUUCUGUAUGAAAAUAAUUCUCCUAGCUUUCCCUAUCAUUCUUGUGAUCUGUAGCUCAUGCCAACUAUAAUCAUGCCUGUAUCAGCUCUCAGAAGGUGCUAUUCAUGUAAUCACAUUUCCUUGCCCUUCCCAAUACCUUUCCAGAAUUUUUCAAAUAUUUUCCUUUUUUAAAAAGCUAUUAUGGCCUCUGCUUCACCACUUACUGGUGCAAACCCUUUAAGUCCUAACAGCCCUCUUUAUAAAAAUUAACUUUUUUUUCUGCACUUUCUCCAACUUCCUAUCCAUGCUCCACAUCCCCUUUAAUAUCAUGUUCCUCUCAAAGCUUUUAAUUCUAUUAAUUCCUUUUGCUUUUAUUCUAAUAUAACAUUCAAUUUUUUUAAUAACCAUAAACUCUCAUUCCUAUUGAUUUAUAGUAAAUCUUCAAUUCGCAGGAAAUCAUCAAAUUAUGAUUUAAAAGCAAAAAAUGCAGAACUAGAGUUAACGUUUCGAGUCCAUAUGACUUUUCUUCAGAGCUAAGCUAAGAAGAGUCAUAUGGACUCAAAACAUUAACUCUGUUUUUCUCUCUCCACAGAUACUGCCAAACUUGCUGAGUUUUACCAGCAUUUCCUGUUUUUAUUUCAGAUUUCUAGCGUACGCAGUAUUUUGCAUUUAUCUUGAUGCAUUCAUCACAUUAUGAUCUUAGUUUUGUCAGUUCUUCUAAUCUUUGCUAUACUUAAAUAGUGUGAAUUCCCACUGUGUUGUCUGGCUGCUUGUCUGAUAUCCAGUCUUAAAUGAGACACUAUUUCCUCCAGUUGAACAAGAACUACCAGAAAGACUGAAAGCAUUGGCUGGAAUUUUCCAGCACUCCUGUGGUGGGGCCAGUGAGCCUUGAAAUUGCCAUCCACGUCGGCGGGGCCAAAAGAUCCCGCCGGCGUGAAGGGCUGAAAAUUCUGGCCGUUGUCUUUGACCCCUGCCACAAAUUGCACGCACUCACCACUGAUUCCAUCUCCUUUCUGCCUAAUGUUUCAGGCUGAACAAGAUGUUUUACAAUCUCUAGUCCAGAUUUUCGCUUCCGAGGCAGGUAGCAUGAGUUGGGAAAUUUCCAGGCACGCCACAUCUUCUCAGGAGAAACUUCCCCAAAUGAUGGGAUCUUUGGUCCUGUGGGGUAUGGGGAGGCGGGUGCAGGAUGGAGUCAGGCCCACAGUCCCCGACGCAGAUCACAGGUUGCCACAGGCUGUCGAGUGCAAAGGCAGGCUGUUUAAAAGGCCCACCUCAGUUGUCUGGAGCUUAUGUCUCAUUACUUAGGUUUUAGGCUCUGUAACCAUCCCCUCACACACUGCACAUGCUGAAUUCAUGCCAGCUCAUUGUCUGCAGCCAUCCCAAUGGCCCCUUAUUCUUUCCAUGCUAACUCAUGCUAACCCACCCACCACCCUUGGCCCUUACACCCUCUAUACCAACUCACCCGGUAUACACUAUGAGCAGACCUCGAGGCAUGCUGAGAAAUAAAGGUCUAAAUAUCUAUUACAGCCUUUCCUAUAAUAAAAAUACACUCCAAUUCAUUAAAGCCCAUUCAAAACUUCUACAUCUCUUCAAGUGCUUAAUCCUUUAUAUAGAAGAAAACACUAUCCAUGACCCCACAUGAAAGGCAGCUAAUCUUUUAAUAAUUGUUUGGAGCUUAGAGCCUCCUGCUGAGAUAAUGUUAAGUUGUGGAAAGCAGUCAAGCAUUCAUAAAUACCCUUUAGGGUAAUGUGAACAAGAAAACUACCAUAAUUGCUAGAACAGAGUUUUGUUUUACCUUGCACUAACAAUCUGUAUUUUUUUUAAAAAACUAACUGUUGGGGCUUUAAAUAACUUCGCAGUUUGAUAGUUCUACAAACAUUAUCCGCCCUUCAAGAGGAUUUACAUCUACUCUUUAAAAACUCAUAACUCUCACACUGUGGGUGAAGGCCCCUUCUACAGGGAAAGUGAGGUCUGUUUGAACUCAGCAUUGUGUUCAAAUGGCUCAGCUGAGUUCCGGUUUCGCUUGUGAGAGUCAUGCCCCACCCACUUUCCCCUACCAGCAAAAUUGGGAUUGGUCGGAAAUGGAGCAGGACUUCCACAUCUGGCUCCUGCCCACCAUUUUUAAAGGUCCAUGAAGUGUCCAUGACUCUAUGAAAAUCAGUGCCUCUGUAUCCUAUUAAAUCUCAAGCUGAACUUCUAACCCCAUAUACUUAUCCAUCACAAAGACUUUCAUCUUCAUAACAUCACAUCCCACCAAACCACACAUCAGGUCACCUGAAUCCAUCUGCCAGUGAAACUCUCAUCAGUGCCUUUAUUCCGUCCAACCUUAAUUUCAAUGUUUUUCACUUUGCAUAAAUUUCAACUCGCUCAAAACCCACCUGCCAUAUCUUAUCAUCAGUCUUUCCCGUCUCCCUUGUGCGUGUUGACCUAUAUUGGUCCCCCAUUGUGUGUCCAAUUUUAAAUUCUCAUCCUUGUGUUUUAGUCCCAUCAUGCCCUAGCCUCUAUUUUCUCUGUAACCACUUACAAACCCAAACUCUACGUUGCUCCGAUUUGUGCCUUGUGUAUUUCCUCCCCCUGCCCACUUCCUUUCUUCACCCCACCAUUGAUGACAUGAGCUCCAGCUGCCUAGCCCCCAUGGAAUUCUAUCCUCAACCCCAUCCGCCUCACCACCUUCAUCUCAUUCUUUAAGAUCUUCCAUAAAAUCCACCUGUUUGACCAAGCUUUUGGUCACCCCUUUUGAUAUCUCCUGUGACUUGGUAUCUUUGUUAUACUUCUCUGGAGCACCUUGGAACAUUUUUAUUACAUUUUAAGGCAUUAUAUAAAUGCAAGUUGUAAUUGUUUUGGUCAAACUUAUCAUUGGUUCCUUGCUUUUAUAUUCAGUUCCUCAAUGUAUAAAACCCAAAAUCCUAUUUGUGCUGUUAAUAAUGUUUUCUGCAUUUCCACAUUUAAAGAACGUUGUAUUUGUACCCUGGAUCUUGCUCAUCCACUAUUCUAUUAAUAGCUUUUCUGUUUUCCAAAAAUGUACCGCUUAACAUUAUUCAGCAUUGAGCCAUAUCUGCCACUCACCACUUGCUGUGUGCUUUGUUGAAGGCGAGUAAAUUGCACAUUACAGGAAUGGGAUAUAUGGGCCCUUGAAAUUGGCAUUAGACAAAAGAAAGUUAAAAUAAACCAAUCCCGUUAUUGGCUACUUUUUUAAGUAAAUAUAUUAUCAACAUUGCAACAUUCAAGUCUAAAAAUCUAAAAUGUUCAAUUGAAAUUUACAAUUUUGAAAAAAUGUGUAAGUGAGUACACUCAAACUUUGUGCCUGGAUUUCUGGACACAUUAUUUACAUGAUUUCUUUGUGACAAAGAUGGCAUCAUGUGUUGGAAUAAAAGCAAAACAUUUUAGGAGUACUGAGAAGGGAGAUCUAUAUUUGUCAUAGAUUUUAAUGUAUGUGAGAGAUUAUUUGCUGUCUUAAAGUAUAAUGCAUGUGAUCCUUUUACAAAGCAACAUCCAUUUCAAAACAAAAAUGUCUACAAAAGUAUACCACAAUGAAACUGGCACAUUACUGUACUUUUUAAUGUUUUAAUUUGUGACUCUGUUAUACAGGUGUUAGUUGACAAUUUGGUGUCAGCAUAUUUAAAUUAUUGUGCCAAAACUUAAGUUUACUAUACAAGAUGAAGUAAUGUCAAAUUUAGGGUGACUUCCAAAACAGACUUUGUUUUGUAAUAGCAGAUGCACAACAAUGCACCGAUAUCUGAAAGAGAAAAAGGUUACUGUUUCAGGUGAAGACCCUUUAUCAGUCAAUGGGCUACAAUCCAAAACAUUAACCUGUCUUUUUCCCUUCAGGAAUUGAUGGAUGUUUUGUGUAUUGGCAGGGUGUUCUGUUUUCAUUUCAUUUUUCAACAUUUGUAGUUUUCGUUUGGUUAUCUUUUGAAUAGUGGAUAAGGUAUAUACAAUCAAUAUCAUGUUGAGCAUAAGCAUUUAAAGUGCCCAGUAUAUAUAAAAUAAAAUUAGCUUUUCAGUUAAUUCUGCAUUAAUAAGAACAAUUUUGCACCGAGCAGUGAAAUUUGUCUGUAUAGAAUGUUUUAACUGUUUCAUGAAACUAAAAAUGUGUAAGGUAAUUAAAUUUAAACAAGACAAAAAUGAAGCCCUGAUUUGAAAGGCUAAACAGUGUUUUACAUAAUGUGCUUCAGCAAUUUAGUGCUUAGAAACUUGGGCUGCAGUCAUAUAUGCAAAUUAGCCUGAGAUUUUAGUUCAACAUUUGUCUAACCUGUACUCUUGUAACAUACAAAAUAGUCUGUUUAUUAUAACUAUUUAGUGAGUGAACUGUAAGUUUGUGACAGAUUAUUGCAAUUUGUGUUAACUAAGAGUUGGGGCUUCAUUGUAUGAUCAACUGAUUCUGAAUUAUCAAUUCAUUUAAAGAUGGUUAACCAGUUAAUUUAGUCACUUAUUAAGCAAAACCAUACCGAAAGCCAAGAUUUAAAAACACAAUUUUAGUUUAUAAAAAGGGGAGUACUUAAAUUUGAAAGUCUAUUGGCGAUUGUUACAUUAAAUAUUUUAUUUUAAAUGUUUUUACGACAUUGAGCAACCCCUGCAGUAUACAUUCUUUAAGGAUGUUUUGUGGUCAAUAUUGGAAGCAUCACAAAUGGAAGCUAUGAAUCCCACAUAUGGUGGCCAUUGUCUGUUUACAUUUGCUUCAAAAAACCCUGUUUGGAAGGGAGAAUAUUUAGCUUCUGUUUCCCAAGUAUUUUUGAAACUCAUCAAUCUUCUGCAUUGACUUGUUUUGCAAGUAGAUAAUGCCUUAAAUGUUUAGUUCAAUAUAAUUUUUAUUUAUUAUCAAGUGUUCUAAAAUAAUUUAUUUCUGACUUUUUUGAAAAUAGGAAUGUGUAUAGACUUUUUUUUAACAUUUACAAUGCAGUAUUUGACAUUGAUCAUUGUCAUUGUAGUGUAACACAUCAAUAAAAGUGUACGUGAAACCUG
Messenger RNA from Carcharodon carcharias (great white shark), 8386 nucleotides. RefSeq names its product family with sequence similarity 219 member Aa (gene fam219aa). The coding region runs from base 48 to 602 and encodes 184 amino acids. The record is from RefSeq and is a predicted model, not a curated record. The transcript is spliced from 6 exons. Lineage: Eukaryota; Metazoa; Chordata; Chondrichthyes; Lamniformes; Lamnidae.